Perca flavescens (yellow perch) is the source of this 1300-nucleotide messenger RNA. RefSeq names its product 3-oxo-5-beta-steroid 4-dehydrogenase. The transcript is spliced from 10 exons. Lineage: Eukaryota; Metazoa; Chordata; Actinopteri; Perciformes; Percidae. Bases 231 to 1211 code for a protein of 326 amino acids. Gene Ontology annotation, biological process: bile acid biosynthetic process. The record is from RefSeq and is a predicted model, not a curated record. Gene Ontology annotation, molecular function: Delta4-3-oxosteroid 5beta-reductase activity.
UCUGUUACUCUGCAAGUUAGUCCGUUACUAGACCAGUAGGGGAGAGUUGGGUGAUUUGUGCCAGGGGGGAAGUAGAGCCACCCCUUGUUUUUGGAAAACCAUAGAAUAAAUUGGUCAUGUGACCACAUCAUUUUGAAAAGCCAUCCAUUGCAUUGUACUCAUCCUCCAAAGAAGGGAGACACAUGUAGGCAGGCUGGAGAGCACUUCAGUGUCUCCACUACUUUACACACAUGAAUCUGACAGCAGAAAGCCACAGUAUCCCUCUCAGUGACGGGAACCAUAUUCCACUGCUGGGAUUGGGCACCUAUGGGGACCCUCGAACGACACCCAAAGGCAAAGCACUUGAGUGUGUCAAGCUGGCCAUAGAUGUGGGUUACAGGCACUUUGAUGGGGCAUUGGUGUAUUUCAAUGAGCACGAAGUGGGUCAAGCCAUUAGAGAGAAGAUUGCCGAUGGAACCGUUCAAAGAAAGGACAUCUUUUACUGCGGAAAGCUCUGGAAUACAUUUCAUCCACCAGAGUUGGUGAGACCAACCUUGGAGAGGACUCUGAAAGCCUUACAACUAGACUAUGUGGAUCUCUACAUCAUUGAGCUUCCUAUGGCCUUCAAGCCUGGAAAUGAGUUCUAUCCAAAAGACAAAGAUGGAAAAUACAUCUACCACCACACAGACCUGUGUGCAACAUGGGAGGCUUUAGAGGCUUGCAAAGACGCAGGGCUGGUUAAAUCUCUGGGAGUCUCCAACUUCAACCGCAGACAGCUGGAGCUGCUGCUGAACAAACCCGGCCUCAAACACAAGCCUGUGUCCAACCAGGUUGAAUGCCAUCCAUAUUUCACACAACCCAAGCUUCUGGAGUUCUGUCGUCAGAAUGACAUUGUGAUUGUUGGCUACUGCCCAAUUGGCUCCUCCAGAGAUGCAUCCUGGGUGAAUGUGAAAUGCCCUCCCCUGCUGGAGGACGAGCUGCUCUUAUCCAUUGGGAAAAAGUACAAUAAGAGUACUGCCCAGGUGGCUCUGCGCUUCAACGCCCAGAGAGGAGUUGUCGUGAUCCCCAAGAGCUUCAGUCCAGAGAGGAUCAAACACAACUUCCAGAUAUUUGAUUUUUCACUCACUGAGGAAGAAAUGAAAGCCAUCGAAGCACUGAACAAAAAUAUUCGCUUUGUAGAGCUGCUGAUGUGGAGUGACCAUCCAGAAUAUCCAUUUCAUGAUGAAUAUUAAUAUUAUGCCCAAGCACCAAUACAUUUUACACUGGUACAUUUUCACGUGGAACACUAGAGGGCUCUAGCUCACAGUAAAUGAAUAGCACA